GCGGAGUAGGCUUAUUUGGGUGAAACCUCAACAGGUGCAAAGACAUAAGCUGUCUCAGCUUGCCCAGAACUUGGAUGCUUUUUCAUACGGCGCUAUGAAGUGUGUGCAUGCGAUAUUGCAAAGUGACGGACGUCAUCGUAUUUAUUUAACAGGUGCUGUAUUCUUACUACUAGCACUUGGAAAUGUUUCUGGAAGUCCUGAACAUGAGGUUUCUAAACAUGGACAAUUCUCAAGUGGCGCUGCAUAUCUGUUAGAUGACCUAUGUUCACAGCUUCCGGAUGGUGCUUACCCGGACUACAAUCAAGCUUGUCGUGUAUUCUUCAUUUGCUCGGGCGGAAGAAGAGCUGCAACAUUCUGGUGCACAAAGGGUUUUGUUUUCAGCCUGGCUGCCGGACACUGUGAACCACCCGAUAAAGCUCUUUGCCCUGACCCGAAAAACCCGUCAGUUCUCGAUGAGAUUCUUCAUCCACACGGCGAGAUUGUAUCGGAUCAAUGCCUUCAAGGAGAUGGCGUCUAUCCAAAUUUCGUGGAUGGCUGUUCUUCAUUUUUCAUCUGUAGAGGAGGAGUGAAAACAACUUUUAAAUGUCCAGCUGCAUCUACAUUUGACUGGAGAACCAAAUCUUGUCGCUCGUCAAACAGUCUAUCUUGUGACGUUUUAUCAUGCAAAGAUAAGGAAGACGGAAUUUAUGUUGAUUCAACUAGCUAUUGCAAACGCUAUUUCGAAUGCCGCUCUGGAAAUAUUUCAGAAUUUAUGUGCCCAGAGGGUACUAUAUACAAUGCAAGACACCACAGAUGUUCGAAAAGCUCUGUUACCAGAUGCCACGGCUCUGAAUCUGCUCAGUGUUCUGGUAUACCCGAUGGAUAUUAUCCUGAUUUUGCAGCUGACUGUAAAGUUUUUGGUUUGUGCAUGAAUGGAGGUUUGAAAACAUUUAACUGCCCUGCGAAUACAUUAUUUGAUUCUAAAACGCUUACCUGUGAACCUGACGCUUAUUGUCCUAAACCAAAUAUAAGUAAAUGUACGGGAAAGGCAAAUGGAAUUCAUCCGGAUUAUAAUUCUGGGUGCAGAGAUUUUUUCUUAUGCUUAGACGGAUUGCUGACACAUCAAGGAUCUUGUCCUCAGGGUAAACUUCUCAAUCCAAGUAAUGGCAACUGCCAGCCAUCUUCUUUAGUCGUGUGUUCUUCUAUAGUAGAUACAGACUGUGAUGGAAUGCCAGAUGGGAUUUAUCCCAAUUAUGACACUGGUUGUUCAGCUUACUACAUUUGCUUAAAUCAAAAGAGAGUAUCAAUAUCUUAUUGUCCAGGUACAGAAUUGUACGAUGUGGCCACAGGAAGAUGUCUUCCCUCUAGUUACGUUUUAUGCCGUGAUCAUUCUUCUGUGGCAUCACCACCCAGAUUAUUUGAUUCAUAUAACUGCGACAACCGUCUGGGAAUAUUUCCUGAAUUUUCCAGCGAUUGCCGGAGAUAUGCAAUUUGCGCUUACGGUCAAACAAAAUACUAUGAAUGUUCAGAAGGCCUGUGGUUUGAUCCAGAAAGUAAUUCUUGCCAAAGUAAUAAAAAUAAGUGCAAGACUCCAUUUGCCGUUGCAACAUUUCAAUGUCUUCCAGGGGAUGACGGAAUAUACAUAGGUUCUAACUGUUCUGAGUGGCAUGAAUGCAGAAAUGGCGUAGGAUUUACCAACAUAUGUCCUCCAGGAAUGCAGUAUCAUAUAGGUUACAGUAAAUGUAUUGAAAGCGCUGAUAUAUGCAACACAAAUUACACUGUUCAACGAAGAAUGUUUCGUUCUCCAGCUGUUCGUGUUUCAGAAGUGAAAGAUUCUGACUAUAAUUGCAUUUCAGUGUCAAAUGGAAUUUAUCCUGAUGCUUUAUCUUGCCGCAAAUUUCAUUUUUGCGUUGAUGAAAAAAGCACAUCUUUUUAUUGUCCGUCUAAUUUUACAUUUGAUGCUGAAGAACAACAAUGUAUUUCAGCUCAUGAUGGUAACAUGUGUGAAAAAUUUCGUUCCAAGCGUUUGGAGACCAUCAAUGUAGUUUUCAGCUGCGAACAUCUUGAUGAUGGUAUGUAUGCUGAUUUCACUGCUGACUGCAGACGAUAUUUUGUGUGUGAAAAUGGAAACGCAAUUCCGGUUUAUUGUCCAGAAAGACAGAAAUUUAAUUCCAUGAAAAUGAUAUGCGACCGAGAAGAUGCCGUGCAUUGCAUGCCAUCUGGACACAUUUCGACCGCUUCACCGCAGAAAAAGCAAUUUAGACAGCACGAUGACACAUAUCAUGUCUACAGGCCUGAAGAACUUUACACUGAAACUUACAGCUACGUUCCAGUAAGAAAUCAGCAGGUAACUAAACCAUCUGAUUUCAAACAUAGAUGGAAUGAUUACGAAAAUCCCUAUUUAGAAGAAGUUCCAAAAUCUACAGAUAAUCAAGAUAUAAUACAUAAUUCAAGAGUUCCAAAUACAAUCCAUAAUGAAUCUACAAAUAAACGGCCGUAUUCUUCAAAGCAUCACAGUUCUAAAGCCGUCAUUUCAACUACGAUAUCCUAUGAUGAAGCACCAGACCAGGCUUUCACAUCUGUGGACGACCGCUCUGUAAAACUGCACCAAGUAAGAAUGCAGAGUCGAGAUUUUGAUGCAGCUUGCAGGAAAGGAGAUACGGGAUUUUUUCCAGAUUAUGAAAGUGGAUGCAAAAAAUUUCAUAUUUGUUUCAGAGCAAUACGAAAAACAUACAGCUGUCCAAGCGUUCUGCUUUUUAAUCCGGAAACUAAAAACUGUGACUUACCAGAAAAUGUUGUUUGUGUAAGGCCUGAGCCUGUGCUUGAGACUACAUUUGAUUGCGAUGGAAAAGUAAAUUAUUUUAUGCCCGAUUAUGGCAGUGGGUGCAAGAGUUACAUUGGAUGCAUAAACAACUUACCGUACAGAUUUAUUUGUCCUAAAGGGAAGAUAUUUAGUUCAGUUACAUCGAUUUGCGAGUCUGAAACACCUUAUCAGUGCGAAUACCCGGAGGAAUAUAAUUCUACAAAAUAUGGUUCAUAUGAUGAAAAUGCUGAUAAAGGGCCAUCAUUGAGACAUGUUCAUGGAAUACCCGGACGCUUCUAUUUCGUUUGUACCGACAAACCUGACGGAUUUUAUCCAGAUUACACUCGUCAUUGCCAUGUCUUCUAUAGGUGUGUUAGAGGCAAAAAGUUCUCUCACUACUGCAAGCAAGGUUUACUUUUCAAUCCCGAAUCUGGCAUUUGUGAUUUCGAAGAAAAUGUGGCUUGUUCUGCAGUUAACAGGACUAUAUCGAACUAGGUAUCUUGAUCACAUAACCGUUCAGAAGCAUGAACAGUAAAAACUAUUAAUCUGCUGAAUGAUUUUUUGUUAGAUCAAGAAAGGAACUUAAGAGAAAAUUGUCUUAAAGCUUUAUGAAGUUACUUUAGUAGUUACCAUGUAAUGAUAUUUUCAAACUAUGGCAGUUAUAUUUUUAUCACCCUGUGACAUUCUCAUGAUAAUAAUUAUAAUAUACUCUCACUUCAAAAUGCACUUUGUACAUUGAUAAUCGUAAUGAUAACCGCGGGUCGGUAAAAUAUUUAACCUUUUGUAUGUAACUAUGUCCAAGAAAGCAAUAUUGGAUGUAAAUAUGUAUUUGAUGUACCGCUGGUCGGCUGAGUACUUAUAUAUAGCACAUUUAAAUGUUAUAUAAAUAUACAUGUAUAUUA
Molecule: messenger RNA, 3684 nt
Organism: Stegodyphus dumicola
Lineage: Eukaryota; Metazoa; Arthropoda; Arachnida; Araneae; Eresidae
Cellular component (GO): extracellular region
Molecular function (GO): chitin binding
Source: RefSeq, a predicted model, not a curated record